AUUCCCGGAGCUUCGGGCUAGGUUCAGGGCGCGCGACUCGCCGACGCCUUCACGCUGCUGGCGAGACACUCUAGUCGCGGGAAACGGUGCGCGUCGUUACGUGACAUCCAGCCUUCGCGAUCGACGGGGAAACGGAGAGCUUGGGUCGGAGCGACGAUCGACAAUUACGGAGGGCGGACCGGAGAGGCUGCGAUGGCUGUCACGAGUCGCUGCGUCGCGGCGUGCACGUUUCUGGCGGUGCUCUCGCUGCUGGCGGAGACAGGAUACAGCAUACAAUGCUACCAGUGUAACAGCACCAGCAACGAGUACCCAUUUCAGUGCAAUGAAUUCCUGACGAGCGACGUGGUUCUUCAGCCCAUGCCGUGCACCGAGGUUUACGGGGCGCAGUAUUGCGUCAAGCACGUAGGCCGUUUCGAGGCUGUGGCCUUGGAUUGCUAUCAGUGCACGUCGGCGGACGAAUGGAAAUGCAUGGAUAGCGAGAUGGUUAAAACUUUCUUGGUGCCGAGAAAUUGUAGUCACGUGUACGGGGCGCGUUAUUGCAUCCAAUCGAUCGGCCGUUACGGAGGUGGCAUUGGCACGAAGCGAUUUUGCUCGUCCGUAGAUAUGGGGAACUACUGCGACUACGUAAAACAGCCAGGUGACAAGCUGACCUAUCGCACUUGUGUGUUCACGUGUUCCGAAGACGGAUGCAACUCGGCGAUAUCCUUCGUGUCGAGUGCGAUGUACACGUGGAUAAUGCCGGCGAGUUUAGUGGUAGCCUGGAAAAAGCUGUUUCACAGGUAGAAGCUUCUCUGAGAGCUCGGUGACUAGUUAAGAGCCCGACGAAUGUAUCGUUCGUUGUCGAUUAAUCUCUCGCGCCUUUUUCUAAGCCUCCUUUAAGCCGCGUCUAAACAUUAAAUUUCCGAUCAAUUCCCGAUCACUGCCAAUGAUAUUUUAAACACAGUUUACAAAAAUGUAAGAUAUUUUUGUCAAUAUGAGAAAACAAUCAGAUUUUUUGCUUUAUCCCGUAAUAGGAUUGUCUUAUCUCUUGAAAUAUUUGAAUUAUUUCAUUCUGAGAUGCAUUUGUUGUAAAUUUUAUUCUUACAGGAAUAUUCUAAUUUUUUACGUUCGAUCGUAUCCAAGCUGAUUAAAAGAACAUUACUGUUUUAGGACAUCCCUUUUUUAUAUACUUUUUAAUAUAUUUUUAUUACAUAAUUAGGGAUUACUGUCUCAAUAUUUUUAGGCUAAUAGUGUAUUUAUAUAUUUUAUAUAUUUUUGUAUAUUUCAUAAAUUUAAUGAUAUAUAGAGUAUAGACUAACAAAAAGCAACGUGAAUUUAAACGAAAUAUAUCCGUCCAUUUGACUCAGAGAUUCAAAAUUCUGAAAAAGAGAAUUGUAUCAUGUAAUUAAGAUAUACACUUAUAUAAUUUAUCCAGAUAUGUAUAUAUAUACCGCACGUUUUUACUAUGUACUGACACAAUACAUGAAAUUAAAUUGAUUAACGUGCGUAAACUCCAAAACGAAUAAAGUAUUUUCACUUAUAUAAUAAUAAUAUAUAA
Molecule: messenger RNA, 1537 nt
Organism: Vollenhovia emeryi
Lineage: Eukaryota; Metazoa; Arthropoda; Insecta; Hymenoptera; Formicidae
Gene: bou
Exons: 4
Coding region: 193-783 (196 amino acids)
Biological process (GO): regulation of synaptic transmission, cholinergic; positive regulation of voltage-gated potassium channel activity; sleep
Source: RefSeq, a predicted model, not a curated record